AUGGCCGUUGCCGACACUCGAUUCAAGCUCAACACUGGAGCAGAGAUCCCUGCCUUGGGUCUCGGUACCUGGCAAUCCGCCCCCGGUGAGGUUGAGAAGGCUGUCAGCCACGCCAUCUCGGUGGGAUACAGACACAUCGACGGCGCUUUCUGCUACCAAAACGAAGAGGAAGUCGGAAAGGGAAUUAAGGAUGCCCUGGCCUCUGGAAAGGUGAAGCGGGAGGACCUCUUUGUUACCACCAAGCUGUGGUGCACUUACCACAGCCGGGUGCAAGAGGCUCUGGACCUGAGUUUGAAGAACUUGGGCUUGGACUACAUCGAUCUGUACUUGAUGCACUGGCCAUUGGCCAUGAACCCCAAUGGAAACCACCCUCUCUUCCCUAAGCAUGAAGAUGGUUCUCGAGACAUUGUCCAAUCGCACUCUCACGUCCAAACAUGGAAGAACAUGGAGAAGCUUCUCUCGACCGGAAAGGUCAAGGCCAUCGGUGUCUCUAACUACAGCGUGCGUUAUCUGGAGCAAUUGCUUCCUGAGGCUACCGUUGUCCCUGCAGUCAACCAAAUUGAGAACCACCCCUCUCUCCCACAGCAGGAGAUCGUCGACUUUUGCAAGAAGAAGGGUAUCCACAUCACCGCCUACAGCCCUCUGGGAAGCACUGGCAGUCCACUGUUCACAGCCGAGCCUAUUGUAGAGGUUGCAAAGAGGAAGGGAGUUAGCCCCGCCACGGUUCUUCUCAGUUGGCACGUUGCCCGUGGAUCCUCUGUUCUCGCCAAGUCCGUCACACCUUCUCGUAUUGAAGACAACCGCAACUUGGUUCAGCUCGACGAGAAUGACAUGGCCACCAUUGCCAAAUACACCGACGAUCUCGCUGCCAAAAAAGCCUUCCAGCGCUUCGUCUACCCUCCCUUUGGUGUUGACUUCGGUUUCCCCGACAAGUCAUAAACUGUCACCAACUCUAGUCUCUACCUACCAAGCAUCUCCUAGUACAUAUGACCACCGGAUGCGGAAAGCAGGGCUUUCCAUUCGCUCUGCCAUGCCUCCCACUAUCGUGAAUGGACAGGGCGAAAUCUCAGUGAACCAGUAGGCCCAUAACUACCUUAUGGAAAGGUGUUGUGCGCCCUUCAGGGUGAGUGUAGAAGAUUUGAGUGUGUCUUGUAUAACAGCCUGGGGAGCCUGGAUAAGUAGUUUUGAUUCUUUAUAUUUGUUUAUAGAUAGACGACAUAUA
Messenger RNA from Aspergillus pseudonomiae, 1222 nucleotides. Its product is annotated as putative glycerol dehydrogenase. The coding region runs from base 1 to 939 and encodes 312 amino acids. The transcript is spliced from 4 exons. Gene Ontology annotation, molecular function: aldose reductase (NADPH) activity. Gene Ontology annotation, cellular component: cytosol. The record is from RefSeq and is a predicted model, not a curated record. Lineage: Eukaryota; Fungi; Ascomycota; Eurotiomycetes; Eurotiales; Aspergillaceae.